Messenger RNA from Oreochromis aureus, 10632 nucleotides. It is a transcript of the gene snphb, whose product is annotated as syntaphilin b. The coding region runs from base 566 to 3046 and encodes 826 amino acids. Gene Ontology annotation, cellular component: cytoplasmic microtubule; mitochondrion. The transcript has 7 exons. NCBI's taxonomy places the organism in Eukaryota, Metazoa, Chordata, Actinopteri, Cichliformes, Cichlidae. Gene Ontology annotation, biological process: neuron differentiation. The record is from RefSeq and is a predicted model, not a curated record.
CUAUAUUUGUCCCUCUGAUUUACUCAUUUAAAAAUCCUGCCGAUCACUUCCAACGAAUAUUUUACAUCUUCACAAUAGCCAUAACUAUAUAUCUAUUGCAGUGUUACCUAGUAACAGACCACAGCAGCCCUGUCUCUAAAGUAUUCUUGGUGUUAAAGAAGCUGGGAACUGUAGCUUGCACUGAACUGAAGCCCGACAAAUGAAGUAGUGUUUCCCUUUAAAAAGAUCAAUCUGACGUAACGUGACGCAGAUGCUUCCGUCCAUAUACCCUUGUGCCUCUCCUCCUCACGCGGCAGCCAUCCAGUGCAUCUCCCUGCAUCCCUCUUGACUCAGCCCCCUCUCUCCCUCCUCCCCACUCCUCCUCGGACGUGCCGCCACUCCAUCAGGCGGAGCUCUUGGUGGAGGACAUGAGGGACACAACAACAACAACCGUGGCGAUGGAACUGUGGACGGACUAACAGGGAAGCCGGGCACAGACUCCAGGCUCUCAGUGUAGAGCUGAAAAACUCAGAGAAAAGGUUAGAACACAAGAAACCUCAAGUUACACGAGACGUUGCCUGGCUCCAUGUCUGCCCCUGCUCCGCCCAAUCAGAGGUCUACGUCGGUCUCUCGCCGGUUUGACUACUGCAGGUUCAUAGAGUUAGACUACGUGCCCAUGGAGUCAAGCUAUAUGGUGUCAAUGCGCCCAACUAAAGGCUAUGUAUCUACCAAGUCACCGACCAAGGGAUACGCUUCCACCAAGUCUCCGGAUCGCCACAGUCGUUCAACAAACUCUCCCUCCACCCCUCGCUCCCGGCGCACUCCAGCUGCGGCCAGUAAUAGAGAUCCCUAUGGAAACGCUUCUCUCAGCAGCAGCAGCAACUCAGGCUCAUGUAAAGGCAGUGAAUGCAGCCCUACCAAAGGACGCCAUCAGAAGUACACGUCAUGUACAGACAACCAUGGCAUUCGGCCUCCUCCACCAGAGCAGUACCUCACACCCCUUCAGCAGAAGGAGGUGUGUAUCCGACACCUGCGGGCCAAGCUAAAAGAAACCAUCAACACCCUGCAAGACAGGGACACGGAAAUAGAUGAGUUGAGAGGCCGGCUUUACAGAAUGCAGGAGGACUGGGUUGAAGAAGAGUGCCACCGUGUAGAGGCUCAGCUGGCCCUGAAGGAGGCGCGUCAGGAGAUCCAGCAGCUCAAAGAGGCUGUGGAUACUGUUCGUGCCAGGCUGAGCGAUGCCGGAGGCAUCAGUGGAGACGUAGGGGUCCAGAAGUACUUCCAGGAUAUCAACGCUCAGAACCACAAGCUGGAGAACCUUUUGCUGAGUAUGGAGUUGGCCCAGGCUGGAUUAGCAAAGGAGGCGGAGGCUAUGCCAGGCUGUCGGACCCGCGUUGGGGGUUCAGCACCAGCAUCUGUUUCAGGAGAAAGUCCUGGCGGAGUACCCAAACUUACUGUAGGAGGAAGAGGGUCUUGCUCUUGUGAUGGCUCCCCAGCCCGGUCUUUAACUCGGAGUUCCACCUACACAAAGCUGAGUGAUCAGGCACUGGCGGACCGCAACGACAACGGGUCGGAUUUUCCUUGUCUUUCAGGUGACGGCACCCAGGACAGCGGCUUUGUGUGCUGUGGGGAGAGUAACAUCCCCAGCCGGGCUGACCUUCUGCUGGAGGCCGCAUUCCUUUCUGAGGAAACAGCAUCUUUACUUAAUUCCUACACGCAGACCUUCUCCCACUCUCUUCCCCAUUCUCAUCCCCACUCUCUGCCAAACUCACUGUCUCACACCUACUCACAUACCUUACCUCAUUCUUUCCCUCACAAUUUGUCCCACUCUGUGCCGCAUACUAUGCCACACUCUUCUACCUAUGAGAAGCUGUGCACAGGGGAGCGACUGGCACCCUUUCGUUGUGGUCUGGGUGGAGUGAACUGUAUGAGCCACCCCUGCCUCUCCCACCACCAUCUGUACCUGCACCCUUUAAGGGAGACUGGCAUUCAGACAGAAAGCUGCCCCAUCCCUACAGCAGCAGGGUAUCCCUCCGAUCUGGAUACCAUUGCAGAGCAACGUACUUUCCGGUCCCAGGCCUGCAGCCCCACUUCAACCUGGAUGUCUGAUGAAGGGGAUGAGGAGUUGGACUCCAUUACCACCACAACUUCAGUAACCACAGCAACAGUCAUGAGUACAGCAACAGAGCCAAUCCCCAAAACUCCAGUGGUCCCAUCUUUACCACGGUCCGCCACUGUUGCGUGUUCCAUGGAAAGUCCUGUGCAUAAAGAGAAAGAGUAUGGAGAGGAGGAGGAAAAGCAGGAGAAAGAGGAAAAAGAGAAGGAAGCAUUUGUGGCAGAAGAGCAGGUGGAGAUUGUUGUGAUCAAACUGGCAGAAGAAAGGCAACAGAUGCUGAUUAGUUCAGUGGGAGAGAAGAUAGAAGGGCAGGGUGCUGAAGAGAAGCUGGCUCAAGGAAAACUCUGUGAUCUUGCUGAGAUGCCAGCAACAUGGCAGGGUGAGCUUAAGUUAAGAGGAUGCUGUGGAGAAGGCAGGCAGGGUGGGAUAUCAUUUGAAAACCUCGGAGUUGUGGACACGCAGCAAGAAAGCUGUCCUUUACAAGAAUCAACCCAGGUAGAGACACCUCACCUGAGUCCGAGUCAUAAAGAAUCGCCUCCAGCUAUAGAAAAGCCUCACACAAUCCAGCCAAGAAGGUCUACUUCCCAUGAGGAGAUAGGUGGUGUUACAGUAGUGGAGGUGCACGAUGAGGACAAUGAUAACGGUGAAACAAAAGAGCACGGUGCCACAGGGGACACUGCAGAAGAGAACGGAGAAUCAUCUAGCUCUGGGACGAUUCAGAAAAGCUACUGGAGUCGUCACUUCCUAGUUGAUCUGCUUGCGGUGGCCAUUCCUGUGGUGCCGACGGUGGCGUGGCUCUGUCGCGGUCCAGUCCGGGAAGGACAGCCAAUGUAUCACAUAGGAUCACUGCUGAGAGGCUGUUGCACUGUGGCGUUGCACUCGCUGCGCAGGGGAGGCGGGCUGAGGCACUACCCCGCAGGCGGGGGAGACCUAGGGGGAUCACAGAUAUAAGAGGAAAAUCUGUUCAGCACCUCUGUGGCCCUUAACCAUGACCUUUCCUGUAUAAGUUUUCUCUUGGAAGAUUCAAGUGCAAAAAGACGAGGACUUCCUGUCCUGCAGUUUCCGCCCAAGAAUAGGCAAGAGGGGUAUAAGAAACAGGAAAUGUGAAGCUCUUGGACUGGCAAGCUCUGCCCUGUUUUGGUUCUGCUCUGCAAUGUCUGUCACCCAAUGUUCCUCAGCCUUGCUACCAAGAUGUCUGCCAGCUCUACUGGCUUGUGGAAAAGUAAAUGAGCUGAUUGAAAUGAAUGAUGCCUGGAUCUUUGAUGCCGAUUGUUUCUUUUGAUCUUAAAUGCAGGGAAAACUGUAAAAGAUUCAUUGACUACUUAACCUAUGAAUUCUAACACAUUUGAAUGGUUGUGUGUGCAUAUGUGGCAUAUAUGUAUAAGAGCUUGUAUACAUGUGUAACCAAGUUACAAAAAGCUACAGCUUCACCAAGUCAUUAAGCAAUGGCUGAGGGGAAAAUCCACUCUAAAUCAGAAUUUACAUGUUUCCUACAACUGCAGAUGGUUUUCAUUGAUCUUCAAGACUGAAAUCUCGGAGCGUGUCUGCCAUCAUGGCGGGAUGACGUAGACACAAAACUCAGGGAUGUUCCGAGGGUAGAAACACACAAACCUAUUAAAUUUGCUUCAUAAACAUUUUCCACACCUAACUGUGGCCAGUUCAGUUGUGCUGCCAAGUUAAACUCUACUUACUUUUAAUCGUACUAUUUUAGUAUUUUAGUUGUUAGUUCUCUCUCUUGGCCAAAGAAGCAUUUUGGUUGAACUCCCCCUCCUCCCAAAGGAAUGUUGUUCAUCAUUAAAAUGACCUCUGCCAAAAAUCCUAUGUAGAUGUUUAUUAAUCAAACACAGUAGGUUAAUCUGAGGUGUGUAUACAUCAACUGCACAGAACCUGAUUUCUAAUUUUCUGCUGAGAUUUUAGUUUCUGACUCUUUAUUUCAUGCAUUUAGCAGUUUGAGGCAUCUAAAAACAAAAACCAUGAUGCCAUCACACUUAGGAUGAGACUGUUUUUAAGAUAAGUUAAGAUAGAUCUUUAUUGUCACUGUUAUAAGAACAAUGAAAGACAGUUUGGCAUCUCUCCAUUAGCAGCAUAGUAGAUUUUUUUUUACAUUAAAAUUACUUUAUAAUAAGAGAUAAGAGAUACACAGAUACAUACAGAUGCCAGAGUAUUUUCAAGCUUUUUAGAAAUGUGUAAAUGUAGCAUUUCCACAAAAAAGCUUUUUUUCCUGGAAAUGAUUGAUUUUGGCUAUAAGAUUGCAUAUGUGGCCAAGCAUUCUCUUCUACUUAUAAUUUGCAUAAUCAUCACUUGAAACAAAAAACAGGCUUUGUCCUUGUUGAAUAAAGACUUCAUGUUGCGCCUUUUGUAGGCAGUUAUUUAGUGUAACCUGCCAAUUAACCUGAUAAAAGCAAGUACCUUGUUUGACUUCUGCAAAUUUUUUCUAAAGACUGCUUAAACAUUUCCCUGUACUUGACGUUGACGUUAGAAUGUGCACUUUAAUUUCUCUUAGCCUCUGCAUACCCAGGAGGCCAGCCAGAAUCUCAUUAAUAAUGAAGGAGAUGUUACUUAUUAUAGAAAGUCCCUGGGUGAUUUACCUAUUCUGCCAUGUUCGUUGUGUUUCUACCCUGAGAGCAUUACGAUUAGUUCUCCUAAAUAAAUAAAGCUAUUCAAAUGUAUUAAAUUCAAACUAAGAUCAAUGCCACACUUAUAACUAUACACUAAAAAUAAAGCUCAGUUGAGAGCCAGCCUGUGUCUUUGCAAAGGUAAACUCCAAAGUUCAAAAAGCAAAGCUCUCUAAAUAAAAUCUUAGAUUUGUUUCUGUAAUCCAUACAAGAGCUUUUGUUUUUGUUUUCAUUUUAUGUAUCUAUUUAUUUAUUGGGGCAGUCUACUUGUUUGGGAAGGUAAUAAUAGUAACAUGCACAUUAUAUUUUAGGGUGGAAUAUUUUCCAUACUCAGUCAUAUUGUCUUAUAUGGGCCUUAUCUGCUUAAGCUUGUAUUCAAAGCAAAGUUGCCAGAACCAAUUCAUUUGGUGAAAAUAACAGACCUCAGUUUGUGUUACUUAAGUUUAACAUAGAAAGUCACCUGAUUAAAUCUAAUUGAAAUGUCAUAUCACGAUCAAACACUUGUUUGUAGAUCCUCACUGGCUCACUGUGGUAUCUUAGUGUAGCUCUGAAUGGAAUGAGUUGUGCUCAGUCUGUGAUCUGUGCUGUAUAUUUCUGCUAAACUUAAUGCUCUUGUGGUGUAGUUUUAACCGUCACUCUGGUAGUAUGUAUUCCAAGUCCACUGUACAAGAGCUAGUCAGUCACUGCUAAUAACUCAUCUUAAUUUGUCUAACAGAUCAUUUUGAAAGGCAUUUACAGACAUCGUGUGCUACAUGUCAGUCGACAGUUCAAAUGUACAUUAAUAAGAUCUGGGUUUUAAACGCACUUAGCAUCAGGGUAUUUUUUUUAUUUGUCUGAAUGUGUGCAUCACGAGAGGACUAUGAUGAAAGAUGAAUGUGUAAAUGAGCAAAUAAUCAAAUCAUGGCUGGAUUAUGAAUGGGCCUGCUGGGCACAGGUCUAACUGCUAAGACUGCUAGAACAAAACAAAAGGCUUCCAAGAAGUUGGAAUGGGAUCUGAAAGCUCACUAAAGCGCAAUAUGGCUGCAAGGAGGUGGAAAACAAACUGCCAGUAGCUAACAGAUAAAAUGCUAUGUAAAUUGACUAAUUCUCAUUUAACACUUUUCUCUCCCAGAGUACUCAAUACAACAUGCCAGAUUCACCCAAGCAUUGUCUUCUAUGUUUUUAAGUGCUUUCUAACUAACAUUCACACAAAUUGAUGCUGAGAUGGGAAAGCAACUUGGGGUUAUUAUCUUGCCCAAGAAUAUUUGGUACGCAGACUAUGGGGAGCCAGGGAUUGAACCACCAACCUUUGCAAUCAGUAGAGGACCUGCUCUACCUCCUGAGCUACAGCCACCCGUCAGUCAUAUAGCAAUAUGAAUGAUGACAGAGUUUAAAACUACUCCAAAAAGAAACCAAGCAACUACAAAAAUGACACAAAACAACUACAAGAGACGUAAAACCAAUGCAAGAGAUGUCUAAUGACUACAAAAAGAUGCAAAAUGACUUCAGAGAGACCUAAAGUGACUACAAAGUCAUGUAAAAGGAAAAAAACAUAAAGAACCCUACAACGAGACAGGAAAUGACAACGAGUACUAAGGUCUGCAAGAGAGCUGGAUAAAAAAAAAAGAAAGCAACUACAAAGAAAGAGAAAGUCGCUGCAGUGAUAUAAAAUGACCUCAAAGAUGUAUAAAACAAACAAUUGUUGAGGUGCCUAAACUGUACAGAGAUUAAAAUGACUUCAAAGAGAUUUCCCAAAUGACUUUGAAGCAACAAAACAUGCAGAGAGAAUACAACUGUAGAGAUGUUUAAUACUUAAAAGAGAUGCAAAAUCACUUCCAAGAGAUUUGAAGUGGCUACAAAAAUAUGAAAAAAUGACUUCAAAGAGAGCUUAAGUAAAUACAAAUAGAUGUGAAAUUCUAUCUAAAUGACUACAAAAAGAUGUAAAAGGGCUACAGGAAGAAGAAAAACAACUGCACAGACAUAAAACCACAAAAUGACACUGAGACACAACCACAAAGAUGCUUAAAACAACUGCAUACAACUACAAAGACACACCAAAGAACUUCAAAUACAUGAGGAACAACCACAAAGGGAACCACAGCAAUCAAUAAAAGAAAAAUCAACCACAGAGGGAAAUCAAAGCAGCGCAAAAUCACCAAGAUGUUUGUGGAAUGUAAAGUUACAAGCAGAUGCAAAACUACUAUAAAGUGACACAAAACAAUCACACCAAGUAUUUACAAAAUGUUUUGGUCUUCAGUGCAAACUCCUGUGCCCAGGGGGCGUGUUUGAAUAAUCCCUCCAUGGAAUAACUCUAAAUCUGUCCCGAUUUAAAUGAAAAAUGUUCCAACACAACCAGCAAAAAAACAGCAACUCAAAUUGUUCUGCGUUUAAAAAAAAGGCUUUUAUUCUUUUUUCUAUUCUAUUCUUUUAACCAUUUGGUUUAUAUUUUUUGUACUACUGUUCACUUUAUGAAUUUUAAGCAAUUACUUGAAGUUGAGAUUGUAACUUAGCACUGACAAGUUUGAGGUUAGCCCGAAAAUUUCAUGUUCUUCAUAAAAUGUCAUAACUUUUUCAACAUAAGUUGAAAGUGAAAAGAUGAGUGGGCAUCUGUUCUCUAAUGACAGAUUCUGAUCUACUGGUCCUCUUGCCUUCAACUCCACUUUUUAUUCUGGUUACAGAACUAAUCAUUGUGUUGAUGAGAUAGCAAUUGAAGUCAAACUUGGACUGGCAAUACUUUCAUGUAAUACUAACUCGAUUAUGAUUAUUGAACAAUUUAUUGUCAUUUAGAACAUUUCUGGUAAAUCUUAUACGAUUUUAAAUUCCAACAAAUGUGUGUUUCUUUAAGAAAGAAAGAAAGAUUGUUCUGUUCUGCAGUGACAGUUUAAAGUGAGCAGCUGAAGCAAAUAUUAGGUGUAAAUAAGAUACUGCAGACAUGCAGGUAGGCUUGUUCCUGUGAAUGCUGUAAAGCAGUAUUCUCUCAUCUGUAAUAAGAACUGUUUAUUUUAGCCCUUCACAUUUACAUACAUUUAUGUAUUAACAUACAUAGAUGCCAUAAAAUUUCUAAAAAGCUCUCAUUUCUAAAGCAUAAAUUUUUCCUCAUACUGUGUGAUCCGAUUAUGUAAUUGUCAGAUGUCAGUGACAAUCAUGAUAAUCUGAAUUAAUGCAUUGCUAUCCAUGAAAAGAUUGAAUGAAUGCCUUAUGGACACAAUCAUGAGGUUUUCUCAGCAUCGUUUGCAUUGUUAUGAUUUGUGCACGAGCUGUGCGCCCAUCAUGCAGCUGCAUUGUGGGAAAGGUUUGGCUAAAGACAAUGAAGAGGCUAAAACAAUUCCCUGUUUUACCAAAAGCCAUAAAUCUGUGAGGGAACUGGUGUGACAAUGUGGAAAGCUACCUCCUCCUCUCAACAUUAAUGUAUUAUGUACCAAAAUGUCUAAUAUAACAAUCAUGUAAGUGAUCACUGAUGUAAACCUGCACUGUACUUUGAUGUGACAGUCCUGCUGUUAAGUGCUGCUGACUUUUGAAAACAGGAUGACAGAAGGACCAAAGGGUACAUCUACCAAGCAGCAAAUGAAAGGUGGCUGGUUUGAUUCCAGACAGAGACACAAAUUUUGUUUGCGUCAGAAAGGUCAUCUGGUGUAAAAUAUCUGGUGCCAUAUCAAACAUGUGGAGCUACCUGCUGUGGCGACCCCUUGUAACAAAGGAGCACUCAAAACUAGCUCUUUAGCAAACAGCUAAUUGUUAAUGGUAGCAGCAACCAUCUCAGCCGGCUUCAUUUAGCACAUGUUUAGGUGGGCACAUGUUUAUUCUCAAGGCUCCUGUUCCUGAAAUGUUUAAUUGAAAUACACAUACUAGAUAAUGAAGAUUUGACAAGUUGCUUUGAUAAUGACUUUUAGUCUCACAUGCGCAAUUUGAAUUAGAUGUGGAUAUUUGAUCUUCUUGUUUAAUUACUUUAAAAUCUUUAAAAAAAUUGGAAUGCAAGGUACCAUUCUUGAGCAUGAUAAAACGUAUUUUGUGCAUACGUCUUCUUUUUUUUGCAGCUAUAGUAAUAUCUUCCAAUGGUCACUUUUUAAAGAUUGUUUUGGGACUUUGGAGAUUCCGUAUUAGCAGCUUUAAGUCUGUUGCAUUAAAAUAUUCCUGUGGUGUAUUUUUACCAUGUGGAACUUUAAAGCCAAGGAGAAUGCCCACGCUGGUACUGCAGGUGUGCUGAAAAAUGUAGCUGUACCUCUGUCCUAAGAUACACCUGAACUUCCUGUUGUAGUGUGCUGUUAUGUCAGCGUACAGUGUGUGGGGGUGACUGAUUAUAUAUACGUCCCCUGUAGACACGUGAUUUAAAUGCAUAUGAAAGGACUACAGAGGAUGUUUGGGUUUGUUUUGUUUUUUUAAAUCAGACAAUAUUUGAAUGUGUACUGUCACUUUACGCUUUAGUCCUUGUCUGACUGUGUGUGUUCCCUAACCUAUAGUAACUAACGUAACAGAGGUGGAGUCAUUUAACAUCCUUCCACUGAGGACAUUCAAUGCCUUGUGUAGGAAUUUAGCUGACAUCAUAAAUAUUGCCAGAUAAUAUCACGUAAAUAAACUAUUUUAAUGGCAACAGUAGUGUGUACAGGUAAAGACAUCAGUAGGCUACAUCUCCCACCACACUGUAUAAAGAAAGAGCAAAAGCCCCUAUAUUAAAGAGCAUGGAGGAAACCUCUGCUUUGCCUUUGUGUUUAUUCCCACACCAGCUGAUCUGAAGCAACAUGAGAAAUGCAAUGCCUUGAGACCGAACACAAAUGUGAGCAGAAAGACUUUAUUUGUUUACAACAUUAUCAUGGUUACAUUCGUAUAUAAACUUUUAGAUUUUUCUAGCGUUUGUUUUUAUAGAAUGACAGCGGGUUGGGUUUUUUUGUUUGUUUUUUAUCAGAUUGCAUACCUAGAAAAUUAAAGGAAUACAUGCAUCUGAACGCGAACAGCAUUAAAAGGAGAAAUUUUAUAUAACAAGUAGAAAUUCACAACUGUGAGCUCUGCUGAGUCUUGCUGUGCUCAUCAGUCAAGGAAGGAAUUUUACAGAGGAUAGGCCUUUAACAAAACUUAGCAGAGGACAGCAGUUCACUGGAUAAACCCAUGACGGGUAAUUUAAAUGCUUUCAUUUGACCGAUUGAUUUUUCAGCAUCAAAUUUAAGCUUUCAGUUUUCUCUCAUUAACAUGAAGCAUCACAAACACAACAAUUAUGAAAAAAAAAUUGUUGGAACUUGAAAUGGAUAUAGGAGAGAGGACCUCUUAUAAGGUUAAUGGAAAGUGCACUUAGUGGGUCUGCCUGGCGCCGACCCCUCCAAACAAAAACCAACUGUUUCCUCGAUUCUUUGAAGCACAAAGCCUCACAGGACUCCUGCAGCCUGUGGUGCGCUGGGCACUUGCUAACUCAUGUCUUUUACUCUGUCAUAGCUCUUAAAGAGUGUUUGUGGACAGUCCCAGCUGCAUAGGUUAAUGAUAAUGUACUGCUGCUUCCUUUCCUUACACUUGCUCCCCGGAAUGUGCACACGCACCAUCUGCAAACUCAAUGUCAGAGGCUGGAAAUGUGUUACAAGGAUAUGUCGCCAUCUCUUGGAAAAAGCGGAAACUGCUACUCAGACCUGGGUGGUGAAAUGUUGGGAUUCUUUUUAAUGUUGAAAGAAAAAGAAAGAACGGUAAACACCACCAUCACUUUUCCUGGCCAUGUAAAAAUGACUGUACACUGGAAUCCACAACACAUCUCUUCAUAUGAGUCUGCAGGUGUUAAUUCAGCUCAGAUUAUUUACACGUUAGGGGUUGGGUGCAGGGAUCAGGAGGGCAGCUGAAUAUCUGUGUGGACGGCUCUGAUGGCUGUCCGUCAGCUUUUACAGCAUUAUGAAAAGGUGAAUGACUCAUCUCCACACUGAGCAGGAAGCUCUGGACUCAUGAUGGUAUGCAUGGCUUUUUUAAAAAAAA